Molecule: messenger RNA, 1831 nt
Organism: Erigeron canadensis
Lineage: Eukaryota; Viridiplantae; Streptophyta; Magnoliopsida; Asterales; Asteraceae
Product: 6-phosphogluconate dehydrogenase, decarboxylating 3, chloroplastic
Exons: 1
Coding region: 178-1641 (487 amino acids)
Biological process (GO): pentose-phosphate shunt; pentose-phosphate shunt, oxidative branch
Cellular component (GO): cytosol
Molecular function (GO): phosphogluconate 2-dehydrogenase activity; phosphogluconate dehydrogenase (decarboxylating) activity; NADP binding
Source: RefSeq, a predicted model, not a curated record
GUGGGUUGUGCAGCCACUCCAACUCUUGACACCCUCGACGAGUCCGUCAUUCAUUUUUAUACACACCCACCCACCCAUCUCUAUAUCUAUAUCUCUAUGUAUCUAUCUCCCUCAUUUCCACAUCAAAACUAACCCAUCUCUCAAAAUCUCAAUUAAUCACUCAAUCAAUCCAUCCAAAUGGAAGCCGCUGCUCUGUCUCGCAUCGGCCUGGCCGGGCUAGCCGUGAUGGGUCAAAACCUAGCUCUCAACAUCGCCGAAAAAGGCUACCCAAUCUCCGUGUACAACCGCACCACUUCCAAAGUCGACGAAACACUAGAUCGUGCUCACACCGAAGGCCAGCUCCCAUUAACCGGCCACUACACUCCUCGCGACUUCAUCCUUUCUAUCCAGAAACCCCGAUCCGUUAUCAUCUUAGUCAAAGCUGGUGCCCCCGUUGACCAAACCAUCUCCGCAUUAUCCGCUCACAUGGAACCCGGUGAUACUAUCAUUGACGGUGGCAACGAGUGGUACGAAAACACCGAAAGAAGGAUAAUCGAAGCUAAUGAAAAAGGGUUGUUGUAUUUAGGAAUGGGCGUUUCUGGUGGCGAAGAAGGUGCGAGAAACGGGCCGUCUUUGAUGCCCGGUGGGUCGUUUGAAGCGUAUAAUAAUAUUAAAGAUAUAGUUGAGAAAGUUGCGGCGCAAGUUGAGGACGGGCCGUGUGUUACCUACAUUGGCGAAGGCGGGUCGGGUAAUUUCGUUAAAAUGGUUCAUAAUGGGAUUGAGUAUGGUGAUAUGCAGUUGAUUAGUGAAGCGUAUGAUGUGUUGAAGAAUGUUGGUGGGUGUAGUAACGACGAAUUGGCCGAGAUUUUCGACGAGUGGAAUAAAGGGGAGUUAGAGAGCUUUUUGAUUGAAAUUACGGCGGAUAUUUUUAAAGUUAAGGAUGAACAUGGCGAAGGGGGUUUAGUUGACAAGAUUUUGGAUAAAACCGGGAUGAAAGGGACCGGCAAAUGGACGGUUCAGCAAGCGGCUGAACUGUCCGUUGCCGCUCCUACAAUUGCGGCUAGUUUGGAUUGUAGGUUUUUGAGUGGUUUGAAGGACGAGAGGGAAGCUGCAGCUAAAGUUUUGGAGGAUGCGGGUUUGAAAGAGGAUAUCGGGACGGUUAGAAAAGGUAUUGAUAAGAAGAGAUUGAUUGAUGAUGUCAGACAAGCGUUAUACGCUUCGAAAAUAUGUAGUUACGCUCAAGGGAUGAAUUUGUUGAGGGCGAAAAGCGUUGAAAAAGAUUGGAAUUUGAAUUUUGGGGAACUAGCUAGGAUUUGGAAAGGCGGGUGUAUUAUCAGGGCGGUGUUUUUAGAUAGGAUUAAGAAAGCGUAUCAACGGAAUCCUAAUCUUGCUAGUUUGGUUGUGGAUCCUGAUUUUGCCAAGGAAAUGGUGCAGAGACAAGGGGCGUGGAGGAGGGUUGUUGGGACGGCUAUUGCUGCCGGGAUUAGUACACCGGGAAUGUGUGCUAGUCUUGCUUAUUUUGAUACCUAUAGGCGGGCUAGGUUGCCUGCUAACCUUGUUCAAGCUCAAAGGGAUUUGUUUGGGGCACAUACGUAUGAACGGAUUGAUCGUGAGGGCGCAUUUCAUACCGAGUGGACUAAGCUUGCUAGGAAGAAGAAUUGAUAACAAUGGUAAAACUUUUUUCACAUUGUUGAUGAAUUUGCUUUGGUUAUAUCUUGAUGUUUUUGCUUGAAUUAUGUAUUGUAUUACUCGAUGAGGAUUGUCUCUAAUUCGGCAUAGCAAUUGUUGUGGAAUUUGCUUCUCAAAUUAUUAAUAAGUUAUGCAAUGCCAUUGAAGCCACUUCAUGUUUUUA